Messenger RNA from Verruconis gallopava, 4111 nucleotides. RefSeq lists its product as uncharacterized. The coding region runs from base 218 to 4042 and encodes 1274 amino acids. The transcript has 2 exons. NCBI's taxonomy places the organism in Eukaryota, Fungi, Ascomycota, Dothideomycetes, Venturiales, Sympoventuriaceae. Gene Ontology annotation, cellular component: membrane. Gene Ontology annotation, molecular function: lipid carrier activity. The record is from RefSeq and is a predicted model, not a curated record.
GCUGCUUGUCGCUGCUUUGUCCUGAAAAGCCCAUGCUCGGCAGGAACCGAAAGCAACACAACUCCAUCUUCGUCGAUCCCCGACCUCUUCUGCCAGGUACAUCACUUCUUCCUUCGGGAGUGUUUCAACAUCCAGUCUUUUGGUCAUCGUCAGUGCCGCCUUAUUACAAGAACCACAACGCCCAGCGCUUACAGCGUUGCGUCAUACCCGCUCGGUCAUGAGGUCUCGCCACUCCUCAUAUGGCUCGACUCUUGUCCUCCUCGUCCUCGGCUUCUUCUCGUUCCCGCUUCUUGCCGACGAUACGGGCCUUCCGCAGAAACAUGAAGCCGGGCGAUGUGCGCUGCGUGGGCAAUGCGGUAGCGACUCCUUUUUCGGCCCACAGUUGCCAUGCCCGGACAACGGCAAGGCCAGCGCACCGGACGAUCAGCUGAGAAAGAAGCUCGUAGACAUCUGUGGAGGCGCGUGGUCAGAAGGCGACGUAUGCUGCGAAGAAUCACAGCUUGACGCACUGCAGUCGAACCUUAAGAGGGUGGAUCAACUUAUUUCUACAUGCCCGGCAUGUAGGGAGAACUUUGUUAAUUUGUUCUGCACCUUCACCUGUUCGCCGGACCAAUCUAUGUUUGUCAAUGUUACGCAGACGAAACCCAAGGGCAACUCUUUCCUCGUCACAGAGUUGGAUUAUCUGGUAUCCGAUAGCUUUGGCAGCGGUUUCUACGACAGCUGUAAGGAGGUCAAGUUUGGACCGACGAACAGCAGGGCUAUGGACUUGAUGGGAGGCGGGGCAAAAAACUACACUGACUUUUUGAAGUUCCUGGGACAGAAACGGUUCGGUGGUAGUCCGUUUCAGAUGAAUUUUCCAGAGCCAAACGAGGAGGACUUUCCGGGCAUGGUAUCUAUGGACAAGAAAGCGCACCCAUGCAACAGUGAGGAUCCUAAGUACAGGUGUGCUUGUGUGGACUGCCCUGGAACCUGUGAAGAGCUUCCGGAGGUGAAAGAGGAGCAGUAUUGUCACGUCGGAGCCUUGCCCUGCUUGUCCUUUUCGAUCAUCCUGAUCUACUCCAUCUUCCUGCUCCUGCUCGUCGCCGCUGUGUCAGGACACGUCGCAUACCAGAAACACUCGCAAACAAAGAACGAACGACUACGGCUGCUACAAGAUACUGCUCCGAGCGAUGAUGAAGAUGAAGGAGACGUGGUCUACAACGCAGGCAUGAUGGAUCGUCCGCAGAAGCAUUACUGGCUGAACGAGCUUUGCGAUGGCGCUUUUAGCCGUCUUGGCUUUGCAUGUGCGAGUUUUCCUGCAAUUACCAUUGUCACGAGCAUAAUCAUAGUCGCGUUACUCAGCUUAGGCUGGCUCAGAUUUGCUGUCGAGACAGACCCGGUCAGAUUAUGGGUUUCGCCGGACUCCGACGCUGCCAAAGAGAAAGCGUUCUUUGACAACAACUUUGGACCAUUUUUCAGGGCGGAACAGGUCUUCUUAGUUGGUGAUCAGAGAUCAUCCUCGCCUUCCGUCAUGACGUACGACAAUCUCAAGUGGUGGUUUGAUGUUGAAGCACGAGUCAAUCGCUUGCGCGCUCCAGGUGGAAUCACUUUGGAUGAAGUAUGUUAUAAGCCCACUGGCGAUGCGUGCGUCGUCCAGUCUUUCACAGGUUACUUUGACGGCAUGCAUCAGCCAUUGACCCCCAGUGGCUGGCAAGACUAUCUGCUCGGCUGCGCCAACAAUCCACCGGAGUGUUUAGCUCCUUCAGGACAGCCGCUGGAUCCAAAGAUGCUCUUUGGUGGCUACAAAGAAAACAUCCUCGACGCGAAGGCCUUGGUGAUCACGUGGGUCGUGAAAAAUCAUGCGGAAGGCACAGAGGAGCUGGCCAGGGCAAUGGCGUUCGAGGAAGAGCUAAAGAUGACUCUGAUUGACGUGCAGCGAGAAGCUGCUGAGAGAGGACUGCGGCUCUCAUUCAACACGGAAAUCAGCUUGGAACAGGAGCUCAACAAAUCCACAAACACGGACGCGAAAAUUGUUGUUGUCAGCUAUAUCAUCAUGUUUCUCUACGCAUCGCUCGCGCUAGGCUCCACGACGCUCGCUGCUCGCACUAUCCUCGGUAACCCAGCAAGUGCUUUGGUUCAAAGCAAGUUUAUGCUUGGUAUCGUGGGUAUCAUCAUUGUUCUCAUGUCUGUCUCGGCGUCUGUAGGACUCUUCUCUGCUGCUGGCAUCAAGGUUACACUCAUCAUCGCCGAGGUAAUCCCAUUCUUGGUUCUUGCCGUUGGUGUCGACAACAUUUUUCUCAUAGUGCACGAGUUCGAACGCGUCAACGUUAGUCAUCCCGAUGGGUCGGUGGCGGAGAGAAUGGCGCGAGCACUGGGAAGAAUGGGCCCGAGCAUUCUACUCUCUGCCACAACUGAGACCGUAGCAUUUGCUUUAGGCGCAGCAGUGGGAAUGCCCGCGGUGAGAAAUUUUGCAGCUUAUGCGGCCGGUGCUGUGUUCAUCAACGCGCUCUUGCAGGUCACUAUGUUCGUAUCGGUGCUAGCCCUAAAUCAGAAACGUGUGGAAGGCGGCAGAGCAGAUUGUGUACCUUGCAUCAAGGUGAUCAACUCCGAUCCACUGAUGGGUUCAGACGCAUAUAUGUACGGACAGGACGAGGAAGGGAGUCUUCAACGCUUCAUCCGAAAGAAAUACGCACCGGCACUACUAGGAAAGAAAGCCAAGGUUGUCAUCAUAACCAUCUUUCUUGGGUUGUUCACUGCUGGUCUAGCUCUUCUCCCAGAAGUCAAACUGGGGCUUGAUCAGCGCAUCGCCAUACCGAGUGACUCCUACCUUAUCGAUUACUUCAACGAUCUCGACCAGUACUUCGGUGUGGGACCGCCAGUUUAUUUCGUCACGCGUGAGCUCAAUGUUACCCAGCGACAGCAUCAACAAGAACUUUGCGGCAGAUUUCUUUCAUGUCGCCCGUCGUCGUUGGCAAACACCCUUGAAAACGAACGAAAGCGCGCUGAGGUAUCCUACAUUGCAGAUGCAACAGCAAGCUGGGUUGAUGACUACUUUACCUGGCUGAAUCCGGCAUUUGAUCAAUGCUGCGUAAAAGGAAACGAAGCUUGCUUCGAGCACCGUACCCCGGCCUACAACAUUUCGUUGUACGGUAUGCCUGAGGGACAGGAGUAUGUGGAAUAUCUUAAAAUGUGGCUUGUUUCCCCAACGGACGAGGAAUGUCCACUCGGUGGCUCUGCAUCGUAUGGCGAUGCCGUGGUCGUGGACUACAACAGGACGACGAUCCUUGCAUCAAACUUCCGUACCUCGCACACCCCACUCCGAACGCAGAACGAUUUCAUAUCCGCGUAUCGCUCGGCACGCAGGAUCGCACACGAUAUCAGUGUGAAGAACGACAUUGAUGUUUUCCCAUAUUCGAAGUUUUACAUUUUCUUCGAUCAGUAUCUGUCCAUCGUCAAACUGUCCGCAACGCUACUCGGUUCUGCAAUCGCCGUUAUAUUCAUACUCACCACCGUGCUCCUAGGCUCGAUUCGAACGGGUCUUGUCGUCACCGCCACAGUCGCUAUGACGAUCAUAGACAUCAUCGGUGCCAUGGCUGUCGCCAACGUGAGCCUCAAUGCUGUAUCGCUCGUUAAUCUGAUCAUCAGCGUUGGAAUAAGUCUUGAAUUCUGUGCGCACAUUGCACGCGCAUUCUCCUUCCCUAGCACGACCGUCAUGGAGGAUUCAAGGAACAAGUUUAGAGGCAAGGACGCGAGGGCUUGGACCGCGUUAGUCAAUGUUGGCGCAAGCGUUUUUAGUGGCAUCACUAUUACAAAAUUACUCGGGGUGGCAGUACUUGCCUUUACCCGCAGUAAGAUUUUCGAGAUUUACUACUUCAGAGUGUGGGUAGCACUUGUAUUGUUUGCUGCGACACACGCGUUAGUAUUUCUGCCUGUGGCAUUGAGCAUUUUCGGCGGGCAAGGUUAUGUCGAUCCGGAGUCUGAAUCGAGUCUCGAAGCUGAUCUGCGAUCGAGAAGGUACCCAGCAUUGUUGGCUGAUGAUGAUUACGACUCAGACGAGUACUGAGCAUGUAUAGAUAAUAGAUCCUGGAUAAAGGAUAGUGUAUAUCAAAUGCUCAAUAUAGACAUUUUUGAA